AUGCCGAAAGAGUUCGACGGCAGACACGUCAACCCCAUCGCUAAUUCAAAUGCUAAAUGCCUCAUUGAGAACUGGUUCGAAGAGAGAGCUGUAGAAAGUUUGGAUAAUGACAGAAGGACCAGUGAAGAAGAACCAGUUAAUCUGACAAGACUAAUUAGUGAACACAAGGGAAUACUCUCUACUAAUUUUAACAAAAAAUUUGACGACCUGACUGUUAAUAUCAAUUCAUACAGGCCAACCUGCUUCUAUGACAAAACACCAAAUACAAAGGCAGACAUGCUUGCAAAACAGUUUCAUGAACAAGCUGUUAGGGAAUUGGAAGCCAGAAAAGUUGAAGAGAAGUCAAAGGAGAGUGUAGUUGUUAAUGAAAUGCCUGUCAGAGUCAACUGCUGUUGCCCAGUUGCUGAAAUCUAUCGGCCCGAUUACAUCAAUGAACAGCCCAUAACAUUCUGGUCUCAACAUUCAAAAAUUAUUCCAAGUGUUAGUGAUGUUAGGAAGACCUUUGAAACACCAUUCAGAAAGAAUGCAUCUUUCAGCACUCCAAUUGAAUAUAGCAUGGAGCCAAACAAUCAUAAACCAUAUGAACAUGACCACGUUCCUAAUUUGUAG
Helobdella robusta is the source of this 609-nucleotide messenger RNA. RefSeq lists its product as hypothetical. Gene Ontology annotation, molecular function: microtubule binding. NCBI's taxonomy places the organism in Eukaryota, Metazoa, Annelida, Clitellata, Rhynchobdellida, Glossiphoniidae. The transcript is spliced from 6 exons. The coding region runs from base 1 to 609 and encodes 202 amino acids. The record is from RefSeq and is a predicted model, not a curated record. Gene Ontology annotation, biological process: positive regulation of transcription by RNA polymerase II. Gene Ontology annotation, cellular component: cytoplasm; nucleus.